Molecule: messenger RNA, 2186 nt
Organism: Papilio polytes (common Mormon)
Lineage: Eukaryota; Metazoa; Arthropoda; Insecta; Lepidoptera; Papilionidae
Exons: 2
Coding region: 74-718 (214 amino acids)
Biological process (GO): regulation of transcription by RNA polymerase II
Cellular component (GO): transcription regulator complex; nucleus
Molecular function (GO): DNA binding
Source: RefSeq, a predicted model, not a curated record
CGCCCAUUCGGCCGCCAGCUGCGAUGCCAGUCGCGCGUCCCGUUUGUAUCUUACUAUCAAACUAAAAUUUAAAAUGGCGUUCGACACUGAAAGAUUUAUAGCCGAAAUAGAAAGUAGACCUGCAAUCUGGGAUAUAUCUUCAGAUGAAUAUACCAACCGCAAUUUGAAGAAAAGAAGCUGGGAAGAAGUUGUACAAAUAUUUAGACAAAAGGACGGCAUGACGAGACAUGAAAAAAAAUACAUGGAAGAUGUAUUACAAAAAAAGUGGAAAAGUAUCCGUGGUUGCUUUAUGAGGGAAAUUGCGAGACAAAAAGCAUUAAGGUUAGGAAAUGGGGCUGGACCACGCAAAAGCGAAUACAUGUACUUUAAACAAUUGAACUUUUUAAAAAAAGUUAUGAUCAUAAAAAAAACCUUACAUCCAUCGCAAAUAGAAGAGGAACAUACUCAAAACACAGACAUUAGUCAAUCAAGACCACAACAACAGAUUAAAGUUAACUCCGAGUCUGGCGAUGAUCCACUUCAAGAGUUCUUAUAUAAACCACUAGAACAAAGAGAGAGUUAUGAUUUUGCAGAACAAGACGAGGAUAAGAUGUUUUUACUAUCACUAGUGUCUACACUAAAAAAAGUACCAGAACAUAAAAAGAUAGCGACAAAAAUUAGAAUGAUGUCGUUGCUCGAAGAAGCAACACAGACCACCUCGCAUGCCUAUUAUGAGUAGUUACAAAAUAUACAACGCAGAACUAUCCGCCUAUAACAUUUACGAAACUACCAUCCUAGUCAUUCGACUUCGCGAGAAACCAACAUUCCCCCUGUGCGGCCGCCAUAAGAAUCAUUCGGACUCAACGCAUCGACUACACCUACGAUCAACCAAAAAUGAAGUUACGAGUACUUGGCCAGUCUCUUAUGUAAAUAAAGUUUAAUUAUUACUAAUCUUCAUAAGUUAUUACCUACUUAUAUUGUAGUUGCAAAGGUUUUGAGCAAUCGUUUUUGUGGAUCUAGUGAGCAAUUAUUCGAUUACUUUUGGCAUCACACGGACGCGAAGGGUAACGACAGAAGUUCUUUUGGUGUAGCUGCCACAUUAUUCUAAUAAAGUGAAAUAAAACAUAGGAUAUUAGCAUUACUUAUGAUCUACUGGGAUGUUUAAAAAAUAAAGCACAUCUCAGAUGAGGAGAAAAUAAUCUAAAGUUUAAAAUCCUUUUUUUCUGUCUGUACCAUAAGCAUACGUAAAACUUUUCUCUGUCUAUUUUAAUUCGUUCUCAUGAAACUUUUUAAUGUAUCCACGCGCAAACGGAACAAAAGUCCAAGCGUUUUCACUCGCUUGGUUGUCGACUUACAAAAAUAAAGAACGCACAUCAAAGGGAUAGUGUUAACCUAAAGAUGAAAAACUGCAAUGUAUUAUAAACAAAAGGUUUCUUUAGUAGCAGCCGGUACAAAUGGAUUAGCAUUUUCUUCUUGGUGGUCUUUCGUAGGUUUAGAAUACAGGAAUAUGCGUAUGACAUCUGCUUGAAUUAUUUCUGAUGAAUACUUGUGAAUAUUUAAAAAAUCUCUGUGUUUUUAAAGAGAAUAACAAUAAUUAAAACAUGUUUAAGUAUUUUAACAGAGAAACCCUAUUGACAUUUAACACAAAUGCUUGGUAGAAAUGAAUUACUGGAAUGUUUACGCAUGUGAUAUGCCUGACCUAUUAAUGUAAUUGGACAUGUAAAUGAAUAUGUGGUAAUAUUGACGUUCAUUAGUGUAUCCUAAAUAAGGAUGAGGGAAUUGCAGUGCAAAUGUGACAUAGUUAUAGCAAGUCUGUAAUCCUCUCAGCGCUCCACAUCGUGUGCCCUAGUUAGCCGACAGCCGACAAUGGAGAGAGCCAUUAGAGUCGGUCAUGUGUUAACAAGUUUAGUUGGUAUUAGUUGACCUGAUGGAGAAAAAAGGAAAUGCAACAUAGGAAACAGGUCGUGUACCGCGCCUCGGUGCGCGCGGACACCUCUGUUAUUGUAGGGGAGGUAUUGAAUGCAUAUGAAACGUAUAAAAGAGAUACAUUCAUUGAAAACAAACGAUUUUGAAAACAACAUAAUUAUUUUCAAGUUACAAUAUGAAUAAUGUUUUAAGAAAGCUUACAAUUAUAAGGUUGUUUAUGUUUGUCUUUAUUGUAUUUAGUGUGACAUUAAUAAAAAGUUUUUUAAGUAAAUUGUGCAAGG